Messenger RNA from Yarrowia lipolytica CLIB122, 918 nucleotides. RefSeq lists its product as uncharacterized. The record is from RefSeq and is a predicted model, not a curated record. Lineage: Eukaryota; Fungi; Ascomycota; Dipodascomycetes; Dipodascales.
AUGGGAAAAGACGACAACGACGACAAGAAGGGCUUCCUGGGGUCUCUGUGGAGCAACGACGAUAAGACCGGCCGAUCGGACCACCAGUCUAUCGACGACUUCUUUGAGCAGUGCAAGAAGCACCUCGACCAGAUCCACAGUCAUACCACCUCUGUGGCUGACUACACCAAGGACCUGGCUGACCAGAUCCCCAACUUUAGCGCCGAAUGGGAGAAGGCCAAGGAUACAGACUGGACCGGCUGGCUCAAGCGGCUGCCUCCGUGGAACGACUCCCAGUUGACCCACGAUAUCCAGGAGUCCGGUACUGGGCGUGGCGACCUGUGGUCCACCAUUCUGACCACUCUCAACAACCGAGAUAACGUAUACAAGGAUCUGAUCCCCCAGACCCCCGUUCUUGCCCGGUACUUUAAUGGUUACCGAGUUCUUGACCGACUUGUCAACACCAACCCCAACCUUGCUGGAGCUAUCCCCACCAAGGAGAUGAACGACGAGUGUGCCGAUGUCGGUGGAACUGGUGCCUGGGACGUUGGUGGAGUGUGGCGAUGUCUGUUCAUGAAGAAGCAGGACCCCCAGCACAGCCAGAACGAGAAGAUGUUCCUCAAGUACGACGACUUCAUCGACUGGCGAAAGCAGAUGAUUGACCAGAUCCGAGAGAAGGAGGUGGCCUCGGACAAGGAGCGACGCGACAAGCUGCGUGCCGCCCGAAGCAAGUGGGAGGAGGACCGAAAGUCGAGAAUGAUCACCGAGAAGGAGGCCAAGGAUCAGGGUCUGACCGUCACCCGACAUUCUCACCAGACUGAGAUGUACUACGACCACGCUAGCCGAGAGUGGGUCAAGCAGGACACCAUUCGAAAGUUCUACAACAACGGCACCGAGUCCGAGAUCGUCAAGGAGUCUCGGGAUCCUAUUGGCAAGUAG